AUGAUUGUAGUUGCUUUGGUUGUGUUCUAUGCUAGCAGAAGCCUUUUUCAAGGUUUGCUGUUGACUCUAGAGCACCACAUUCCCCGUGUAGUGGGAGCCUUGGGGGCUGGAAACAUGGGAAACUCAUGUGUUUGCCGUGAUGACAGCGGAGCAGAAGACAAUGUGGAAUCUCAGGGUCGGCAAACGGAGAACAGCAGAGCACAUAUACCUGAAGCAAGAAGCCACCCAAGGGACCCUGUCCGUCCACCCAGGAGGGGUCGAGGGCCCCAUGAACCAAGGAGGAAAAAACAGAAUGUGGAUGGGCUAGUACUUGACACACUGGCUGUAAUUCGGACGUUAGUAGAUAAUGACCAGGAGCCUCCUUAUUCAAUGAUCACGUUGCAUGAAAUGGCAGAAACAGAUGAAGGCUGGUUGGAAGUUGUCCAAUCUUUAAUUAGAGUUAUUCCAUUAGAAGAUCCCUUGGGACCAGCUGUUAUAACGCUACUACUUGAUGAAUGUCCUCUGCCAACAAAAGAUGCAUUACAAAAGUUAACUGAAAUAUUAAACUUAAGUGGAGCUGCUGCUUGCCAGGAUGCUUGUCACCCUGCCAAGCACCGGAACACAACUGCAGUCCUCGGCUGCUUAGCAGAGAAGUUAGCAGGUCCUGCAAGCAUAGGCUUACUCAGCCCAGGCAUCUUGGAAUAUUUACUUCAGAGCUUGAACUUCCAGUCCCAUCCGACAGUGAUGCUUUUUGCACUAAUAGCACUGGAGAAGUUUGCACAAACAAGUGAAAAUAAAAUGACGGUUUCUGAAUCUUGCAUUAGUGACCAACUGAUCUUGCUAGAGAAGUGGACAGAUAAUCCAGACUAUUUAAAACGCCAGGUUGGAUUCUGUGCCCAGUGGAGUUUAGACAAUCUGUUUUUAAAAGAAGGCAGACAGUUUACAUAUGAGAAGGUUGACUUGACCAACAUUAGGGCUAUGCUGAACAGUAACGACGUCAGUGAAUACCUGAAGAUCUCACCCCAUGGAUUGGAGGCUCGAUGUGAUGCCUCAUCCUUUGAAAGUGUUAGAUGUACGUUCUGUGUCGACUCUGGAGUCUGGUACUAUGAAGUGACAGUCAUUACUUCGGGAGUGAUGCAGAUAGGAUGGGCUACCAAAGACAGCAAAUUUCUCAAUCAUGAAGGUUAUGGCAUUGGGGACGAUGAGUACUCCUGUGCAUACGAUGGCUGUCGGCAGCUCAUUUGGUACAAUGCCAGAAGUAAACCACAUUCCCAUCCCUGCUGGAAAGAAGGAGACACAAUAGGAUUUCUACUAGACUUGCAAGAAAAGCAAAUGAUCUUCUAUUUAAAUGGAAACCAGCUCCCUGCUGAGAAGCAAGUAUUUUCGUCUGCUGUAUCUGGCUUUUUUGCUGCAGCGAGCUUCAUGUCCUAUCAACAGUGUGAGUUCAACUUUGGGGCAAAGCCCUUCAAGUACCCACCAUCAAUGAAGUUUAGUACCUUCAAUGAUUAUGCCUUUCUAACACCGGAAGAGAAAAUCAUCUUGCCCAGACACAGGCGCUUGGCUUUGUUGAAGCAAGUGAGUAUCCGAGAGAACUGCUGCACACUGUGCUGUGAUGAGGUAGCAGACACAGAACUCAGGCCGUGUGGACACAG
This is a messenger RNA of Acanthisitta chloris (rifleman), 1631 nucleotides long. RefSeq names its product ring finger and SPRY domain containing 1 (gene RSPRY1). The transcript has 13 exons. Gene Ontology annotation, molecular function: protein binding; ubiquitin-protein transferase activity. The record is from RefSeq and is a predicted model, not a curated record. Gene Ontology annotation, cellular component: cytoplasm. The annotation marks the transcript as partial. Lineage: Eukaryota; Metazoa; Chordata; Aves; Passeriformes; Acanthisittidae.